Cylindrotheca closterium is the source of this 1305-nucleotide messenger RNA. NCBI's taxonomy places the organism in Eukaryota, Bacillariophyta, Bacillariophyceae, Bacillariales, Bacillariaceae. The record is from the annotation of a GenBank genome assembly.
AUGACAGCCGGUGCGACAAAACAAAGCGUCAUUAAUGAUGCAAGGAAGUCCAAGAUGAAGCAUAUCAAUCAAGACAGUCAGCGUCGUAUUCGCAGAGAUUUUCAACAAAAGGAAACCAAGAAACCAACUGAAGAAGGGAAUAAUUGCUUUUUGGACUUUAUAUCCAACAUGCUGAGUCCUUUCCGAAAGGAAGAUAUUCUGGAAGAAGUUCAGACUACAAAUUUCAGCAAACAAGAUAUGAAGCAAAGCGUUUCAGAAAUCUUUGACGGAAGUCGCAGAAUUGACAUUGAUACAAUUGAAGAAUCCCCAGAAGACUUGGAAUCUUCUCAGACCAAUUUGCAGACUGUUCACGGUGAUGGUAAUCCGAACAAUACAGAGGAUCAGGCAACAACUUAUGAGGACGUAGCUGAUGGAUAUACAGAGGGAGGCAAAUUUGAGGAAGCCAUGAAGUCUUACAAACAAGCGUUAGAAAUCCGACUAUUGACUAUGGGAAAGGAUCACCUCGUCGUUGUAGGUACAUACAACAAAAUCGCGAGUAUCUUUCGUUGUCAACUUAAAUAUGAUGAGGCGCUGGAAACCUACGAGAAAGUUCUUGCGAUUCGACUGAAAAACCUCGGAGCCAGCCAUCCCGAUACCGCCAAGACAUUGAAUAGCAUGGCCAAUGUCCUCAGCCGUCAGGGAAAAUUUGACAAAGCCAUGGAGAAAUAUCAGCAAGCAUUGAAGAUUCGAAUCAAGGCCUUUGGUUGGGAUCACUUGAUCACUUCCGACACCUACUGUAAUAUUGCGGGGGUGCUGUACAAUCAAGGCAAAUUAGAUGGAGCCAUGAAGAUUCAUCAACUGGUUCUUGCUAUUCGAUUGAAAGAAUUAGGCCGUGAGGAUCCCGAUAUUGCUGAUACUUACAACAAUAUUGCUUGUAUAUGCUAUGAUCUGAAAAAAUUCAACGAGGCCCUGAAGCUGUACAAGCAAACCAUGGCGAUUCGAUUGAGGACUGUUGGACCGGACCAUCCAGAUUCUGCAACGACGAAUUACAAUACUGGCAAUGUGCUGAGAAAGUUGGGGAAAUACGAUGAGGCCAUGGCCAUGCACCAAAAAGCGUUGAAAAUUCGACUCGAGACGACUGGGAAAGAUCAUGCAGACACUGCUGAUACCUAUCGCUGCAUGGCUAUCAUCCUUCAAAAUCAGGGCAAAAAGCAGCAAGCCCGAGAAAUGUGUCAAGAGGCAUUGGAGAUUCGGCAAAAAUGCCUGGGGCAGGAUCAUCCAGACACAACCAAGGCGCAAGAACUUUUGGACAAACUUUGUGCCUGA